AUGUUACAUGCCCUCAUUGAAGCUGCCAUUGCCAUCAGAGCAGCUCUGCUUAUCCAGCGCUGGUACCGUCAGUAUGUGGCCCGACUAGAAAUGAGACGCAGGUGCACUUGGAAUAUCUUCCAAUCUAUUGAAUAUGCAGGAGAGCAAGACCAGAUCAAGCUUUACAAUUUCUUUGGUUACCUGAUGGACCACUUCAUCCCAGCCAGUAGUGAAAGAAACCUAAUCGCUCACAUCUUUCAUAAGGAUGAAAUCUGUCAUGAUACAGAAUGGGAGACUUACUUUUGCUACAAGAGCAUCCAGCUACCUGACAGCUACACCGGCCCUCACCUCACCUUCCCAAUAACCUUCAGUGGGGUGUCAAAACUGGUGGAGGCCUUCAAGCACAAACAACAGCUCCAUGCUCGAUAUGUUCUGCAGCUUUUUGGAGAGGCUUGGAGACUUUUAAGAAUUCUCCCAAAUAUCAAUCAUGUCUCUGCCUGCCACAACAAGGAAAUCACCAUAUGUGGAGAUUUACACGGACAACUUGAAGAUCUGCUGCUGAUAUUCUAUAAGAAUGGUUUACCAUCCCCUGAGAAACCGUACGUCUUUAAUGGAGAUUUUGUCGAUCGUGGUAAAAGCUCCUUGGAGAUUCUGCUCAUUCUGUUUGGGUUCUUGCUUGUUUAUCCCAACAAUGUCCAUCUAAACAGAGGGAACCAUGAGGACCACAUUGUUAACCUCAGAUAUGGCUUCACUAAAGAAGUCUUAGGCAAAUACCGGGUGCAUGGCAAGAAGAUCCUUAAACUUCUCCAGAAGAUUUUCAGCGCGCUGCCUCUGGCCACAAUAAUUGACCAAAAGGUGCUGAUUGUCCAUGGUGGGAUCUCUCAUAUGACAGACCUUAAAGCUGUAGCCAAGCUGGACAGACACAAAUACGUCUCAGCUCUAAGGCCUCCUAAGCAGAUCAACCAUGGAGUUCAUGGCACAAAGACUGGGGAGGUCAGGCCAACGGAUGGCCGGCGACGAGUUUGUUCUCUGACUUACCAUGGUUCCUCUCCAGCUCAAAAGCAUGACCUUCCACGGCACUCCCUUGACUUUUCAACGACAGGCCGUCAUUUCGACUGUGAACUGGAAGAGGAGCUGAAAAGGAGGCGCAGAUUGGCGGGAUUUGGCCAGUCCUAUGGAGAACUGAAGAAGAGUGAAUCAGGGUCAGAUAUGGAGACUGGUGAAGCAGCAGACACAGAUGAGCAUGAGUGGAAACAAAUAGUGGACAUGUUGUGGAGUGACCCAAUGCCUCAAAGUGGCUGCAUUCCCAAUGAGGUGCGAGGCGGAGGCUGCUACUGGGGACCAGAUGUCACUGAGGAAGUUCUGGGAAGACACGACCUCCACCUGCUCAUCCGCUCACAUGAGUGCAAACAGGAAGGCUAUGAGUUCUGCCACGACGGCAAGGUGCUGACUAUAUUUUCAGCUUCUAAUUACUAUGAGAUGGGCAGCAACAGAGGAGCCUACAUCCGAAUGGGCCCUGAUCUGGUCCCCCACUUCUUCCAGUAUCAGGCCAGCAGGACAAAUAGAGAGCUCACCCUGAGACAAAGUAUCGGGUGGACAGAGAGAUCAGCCCUGCAAGCUCUACGGAAACAACUGUUUGUACAUAAGUCAGUUCUCAUAAGUGCCUACCAGGAAUUUGAUCCAAAAAACACAGGGGUCAUUUCUCUGAGUCACUGGGCCAGUGCCACUGAGGGAGUACUGAAUCUGGGUCUGCCUUGGAGGGUGCUGCGCCCACAGCUUGUCAGCAGCGCCCAGUGUGGCAUGGUGGACUACCAGCAGUGGAUAAGGGAGCUCUCCAUUACUGAACCCAAACUAGAGAUCUGUGAUGACAGCAUCCUGGAGACAAUGUACAAGAACCACUCCAACUUGGAAACUAUAUUCCGGAUAAUAGACACAGAUCACUCAGGUUUGAUCUCUUUUGAGGAGUUCCGUCAGACCUGGAAACUUCUGAGUUCCCACCUCAAGACAGAGAUCAGCGAUGAGGCCAUCGCAGACCUGGCCCAGAGCAUCGACUUCAACAAAGACGGGAGCAUUGAUAUCAACGAGUUCAUGGAGGCUUUUCGACUGGUGGAGCUCUCUGCACAAACAUAAGAGAAAGGACUAAGAUUGAAGAGACAAACAGAAUAUCUGUAUUUAAAUAUACUGGGCAAUCUUGUUGACCCAUGAGCUUCUGUGGAAUUCAAAUGUUUAUUUACCUCCAAUCCAUAUUUUCAGCAAUGUGCAACCAAGACUUUUCUACAACAAUUAGGCAAAAAUGAUUACAGGUCUUACAAAGUCUAACAAGCAAGUUUGUAACGUUUUUUUACUUGUAAUAUUUUACUUUUGAAUUUCAGUUUUAAUUUGUUUCUAAAUGUUUGUUUGAUAGUUCAGUGUAGUUUCUUAUGCUUUGUUCAGUUCAGUUUAAGAAACAAGGCUUGUUUUUGUAAUAUGGAGAACCUUUCAGGUGCUCUCUCUCUUCUCUCUUCAACACUAAACUCAUCAAACCAUG
Molecule: messenger RNA, 2506 nt
Organism: Cheilinus undulatus (humphead wrasse)
Lineage: Eukaryota; Metazoa; Chordata; Actinopteri; Labriformes; Labridae
Product: serine/threonine-protein phosphatase with EF-hands 2-like
Exons: 16
Coding region: 1-2109 (702 amino acids)
Biological process (GO): detection of stimulus involved in sensory perception; negative regulation of MAPK cascade
Cellular component (GO): nucleus; cytosol
Molecular function (GO): calcium ion binding; iron ion binding; Hsp90 protein binding
Source: RefSeq, a predicted model, not a curated record